Messenger RNA from Trematosphaeria pertusa, 847 nucleotides. RefSeq lists its product as uncharacterized. The record is from RefSeq and is a predicted model, not a curated record. Lineage: Eukaryota; Fungi; Ascomycota; Dothideomycetes; Pleosporales; Trematosphaeriaceae. Gene Ontology annotation, biological process: mitochondrial respiratory chain complex IV assembly. The coding region runs from base 92 to 511 and encodes 139 amino acids. The transcript has 2 exons. Gene Ontology annotation, cellular component: mitochondrial matrix.
UCCCUCCGGUCUGCGCUCGCUCGAGGCAUCUCAAUUGGUUUGGCCUCGGUAAUGCCGCCGCAACGUCCUCUCUAGCUCUCGAACCACUGCCAUGCCGCCGCAUCUCCACCCCCGGUCGCGCAUGACGACCUCCCUUUUCACGACCACGCUCGCGGUAUCGUUUCUGGUUGUAGCGACGCCCCAUCUUCUCCCCUGUCCGGUUGACCCGCGUACGCUCGCCGACUCUUCGAACCCAGACGCAUUAUCCGGAGAACCGAGGAGAAGACGGAGGAGGAUCCCGCGAGAGGAGACAUGCAAUGAUGUGAUGAGCGAGGAGCGGAGGCGGAGGAAGGAAGCAGAUGAGUGGGCGCCGCCGAAGAGAGAGUGUCCCGUGCCGAAACCUGGUGGGCUAAUCGGGCAGGUGCUGGGCAUUAAGGAGGAAGCGGACGAUGCUGAAGAUCAGCCGUCGGUCACAAGACAGGUUGAUAGGGCAAGGUGGAAGAGGCGGACGCAGGAUGAGGAUCAGUCAUAACUACCAAGAACACUCUUAGGCGGAACGGGGUUGGAACACGCACCAUCGGGACGACUAUGAGGGCGCAGGAGCAGGAAAGCGUGUAUCAUAUGUAUCAAGAUGGUGACAUAGAAAGGGAAUCACCUCAAAGUCUAUAUGGCAAUACCCCAGAUCCUUCAGCUUUGGCAGGGCCGUCGUCCAGUCAUGCGAAAUGUGCCACUUCGUCGCUCCUCUCAAUCGCUCAUGUCCGGAAGCUGAAACUCGAUCUAGGCUUAAAGCUUAACGACACAGACGACAAAGAAUGAUGGUAGCUGAAUGCAUUCUGCUCCUCCAAGUUGUAAUAUCAGCUACGAGCAC